This is a messenger RNA of Colletotrichum orchidophilum, 909 nucleotides long. RefSeq lists its product as uncharacterized. Bases 1 to 909 code for a protein of 302 amino acids. The transcript is spliced from 2 exons. Lineage: Eukaryota; Fungi; Ascomycota; Sordariomycetes; Glomerellales; Glomerellaceae. The record is from RefSeq and is a predicted model, not a curated record.
AUGAUUGGUCACGUGAACCUACCGUGCGGAUUGGAAUUCUCUGACUCCAACCUCUCCGUGUUCCCUGCCGCUCCGUCACGACAUAGCUAUAACCCUUCUGAGGAAAGGUAUUCACCCCAAGAAGGACCAUCGUCAACAAAAAGCUGUCGCACCACCUUCGCCUUCAUAUUUCCGCCCCUCGAUUCCCUGAUUUCGUCGCGUCCGCCGUUCCCCCGGAUCCCUCACCCACUGAUUCCAUUUCCCCACCUACCCUUCACAACCGCCAAGCUGGACUCCUCCGUCAUCAUGUCGAAUGCGCCUCCGCCUGCGCUCUUACCACCGCCCGAGGGCAUCUUCCGGACCUUCGAAGACCUUCUGACCUCGGUCCAGCGCGUCGCGAAGGAUCAGGGAUACGGAGUCGUCAAGCUUCGCGCCUCCAAUUACCGCGACGGCAAACCCACCCGCUACGACUUGGUAUGCGACCGCGGCGGCGUCAAGUACAGCAGCACCGCGAAGAAGCGUAACCCCUCGACGCGCAAGGUUGACUGCCCAUGGCGUGCAAAGGCCGUCUGCGAGGUCCAGCUCGGAAAUCAGUGGCGCUUUGCUGUUCAGGAGGGUAGUCACAACCACGAGCCUCGCAUCGCGACCGCCCCUCCCGGGCAGGAAAACACCCCCCUAGCUCAGUCGAUCCGCUCCUUCACCAAUAAGAUUGAUCGCCUCAACCACGACAUGAAUCAAGGCUUUGUUCGAAUCGAACAAGUUCUCGACACGAUGAACAAGCGUCUGGAGAAUCUCGAGAAUCGUGCGGGAGGCUACGAGCCUCGUUUCCAGAACAUGGAAUCGCGGUUACAAGGCGUGGAGGCCCGUGGAAGCAUGGAGCUGCCCAUGGAUGAUGUCGACGCUCGACUACUGUCAUCUUCGGUCAUGUAG